Molecule: messenger RNA, 2858 nt
Organism: Xenopus tropicalis (tropical clawed frog)
Lineage: Eukaryota; Metazoa; Chordata; Amphibia; Anura; Pipidae
Exons: 4
Coding region: 1073-2230 (385 amino acids)
Source: RefSeq, a predicted model, not a curated record
GGCAGUAGAAGUUCCGCUUUGUCCAAAACGGCUGGCAGUGAAAGGGUUAAUGGCCAUUGAAUUGAGAAAUGGAGUUGUUGGGAGCUAGAGAGACAUGUGGUUCUAUGCUUUUACGCUUUUAAAUGUUUUUAAUUCACAAGUCCUAUAUAAUAAAUAAUAAAUGUUGUGUAUUGUUAUUUUGGAGUGUGCAUGUUUCCAGGGUUUUUUGUAGCAACCACACUACAGUAGUCAGUUAGUAGUCAGUAACCAAUCAGUGACUUGAGAGGGGCCAUAUGGGACAUAACCAUCAGUUAGUUGCCUUUGAAUCUGACCUGCGUGCUCACAAACUAAACAGUUAUGUCCCAUGUCCCCCCCCCCCCAAAUCACUGACAGAGGUUACAGAGGUGAAAGCAGGACAUAGAGUUCUGACUAUAAGGUUAGACAUCUGCCCAUUCCAGCCUUUAUAGAUUACAUUUUUGCCUAUUUUUAGCUAUUAGAAAUUUUUUUUUUUUUUGGUGCAGUCUAUCCAUUUUACCCAGUUUAAUUUUUACACUGAACUGUUCCUUCAGGGAAAAUGUUAUUAGGGCUUUAUGAGUUUUAUAGCUGAUUUUCCAAAGUAAGUGUGGAACAUGUAAGUAAAAAAGUAAACAUUUCUGGCAUUCGAAGACAAAUCUUCAUAUUUUCUUUUAAUUGGUUUUGAUUUAUUUAAUUUCUUGGUUCUUUUAUAGUCAGCUGCUAGGCUAUUGUGAGGGUAACUAGUAUGGUCAUUAUAGUAUCAUCCACAUAGCAGCUACAAUGUGGUAUCGUUUCCCAGUCCCCCUUAAGUUUUUUGUUCAGCAUCUCUACAGUUUGUCAUUUAUAGUAACUGCAUUUUGAUAUCAUAAAAGAUGUAAAAUUGAUUGCAGGCAGCUGCUGUUGUGCUUCACUUUGCCGGCUAGCUACUAGAUUAUCGCUAUGGCAACUAGUAUGGGCAUUAUGACAUCACCAACAGAGCUACUGCUGUGGGAACUAGAAUGAGCAUUAUGACAUCACCAACAGAGACAAUGCUGUGUGGGUACUAGAUCCCAGCUCAGUUUGUCUUUGGACAAUCAAGAUGAUUUAUCUCAUUUUGUUGUUCAACCUAUAUUUUCACAUAAAUCUUAAUUUUUUAUUCCAAAAAUAUUUUCAAAACUAUGACCAAUUAAAAGCAAACAUUUUUAGAUCGAAGAAAACUAAACCUAAUAAAAUUCAUGGAGUAGGCCAUACUUCUGGCCCUAUGAAGAGAACUCGGCAGAACCGUGAGGCCUGUGGGAAACCCUCCUGUGCGGCAGUGAUGGGCCCCAGGUAUUCCUAUUUAUUGAUCAUUUUGAUGACCAUUGGAAUCCUCACGCACCAUUGUGAUUGUGCACCAGUUCUGAAGAUAAAAAAUUUUGAUGUUUUACAUCAUCACCUGACUCUGAGGCCAAAUACCCGGAGUCUUAUUCCCUGCAAGUUUGCUGCAGUGCGUCCAAUAGAUGCAACCAAAAUGGUACUUGAAUGGGGUAAAAUCUCUGAAGAUGAUGGAAAAUACACCCCUCUUAUCCAGCUGAAUAGCGAUGGAGUCAAAACUUUCUCAGAAGACAGCAAGAAAUAUGAGCUUUUUGUACCCCUUGUAAGGAAAGGGAACUGCACCUUGGUUAUCAAACCCACCGGUGCUACAGACAAUGGAGCUUAUGAAGUUUGGAUGACACUAGAUGGAGAGCUGUAUGAAUCGUUUUCCCGAACGAGAAUUACAGUUUCGGGUGGGUCACGGGCAUUAGGGUCCCGUGCAGAAGCUCCAACUACCAAAAUGACCCCAACAGCCAUAAAGAAUACGGCUGCAAUGAACUCUAAAGAGCCAAUAGGAGUCAAGAACAGCAGUAACUUCUUUGCUUUACUUCUUGAAAAACACGGGAAAUCGGCAAUUAUUGUGGUGAUAGCGGUUCUAUCAUUUCUUACACUGACCUCAGUGACAUCCCUGGUUGUAUGUUGUCUAUAUUGCUGCUCGGGAGAUGAAGAGCCAUCUGCGGAUGAAGAGACCCCAAAAGAGAGCACCCCACAAACAACUCAAGAGGAGACUAGUCUCCACGUUGAGGAUGAGACCCCAUCUGAAACAUCUGGUCAGAAAAGGGGUGAAAUAGUAUCAUAUGAGAGAGAAGAGCCUGCUAAAUAUUCUGCUUCGGAAUCAGAAGAAGAACCAGACUCGUCAUAUAAAGGAUCAGAUACUGAGUCAGACUUAAGUGACUCGGGAUAAGUGAGACUUGAAAUGUGAAGUCAGCAUCUGAUGCUCAAACUAAGGAAGAGCCAUAAGAAAUACCUGUAAUUGCUACAAAUAUGCCAGGAGAGUCCUGAAUCACAGACCCCGAAAUGGGCGGGUUUUGGGUGGAUUGGGGGUGUGAUCGGACUCAACUUUAACAAACUGCUGGCAGGUUUGCUGGUAUCUGCCUGUCCCAGUAAUAUGAGGCGUUGCAAAGAAGGAGAAGAUAAAAGACUUUAAUGUUGUAAAGUACUAACAGAUCACUAGUGCAAAGAGUGCAGUUGUGCUCUAUGUAUUAAAGAGCCAAAAGGACAAAGAAGCAGAAAACCAGAAAAGAGAAGAAUAUCUAGUGGAAUUAAGUCUAAAACAACUGGACUUUUCUGAGUUUUUCUAAAAUCACAGACCCCCUCACAUUUCGGGGGUCUGUGAUUUUAGACUUAAUUCUGCUAGAUACUGUAUAUCAUGACCUGGAUGAAUAAGAAUCUUCAUAGACAGAAGAGAGAAGAGAAAAUAAAUUAAAAUUCUCACAAAAUUUGUGAGAAUUUGGAUAUUUUUUUUACUUAAAUGUUUAAGCUGAUAUGUUUAUACAAUAAAUAAGAUAAAAUAUACAAACAACAGUUUUGAA